UUCAGCAAGAUGGCGGCUUUCUUGAGCGACCUGGAACACGCGGCGCAGUUGAUAAUGGCCCCGCCCGCCUUGGUAAGCAAGGAACAACGUCAGUCUGCCGAGCACGUCAUCUUGGCCUUCAGGAAGUCGAAGGCUCCCUUUGCGGCCUGCAGACACAUUCUAGAGCACAGCAAGGCAGACUACGUGCUGUUCCAGGCGGCAUCCACCAUCAAGGAGGCAGCAGUGCGGGAGUGGCUGCUGCUGAACCGGAAGGAGAUUGAAUCCAUGCAGACAUUCCUCCUCAAGUACGUCAUGCAGAAUGCAAAGCUUCCAAACUACGUCCGUGAGCAGAUUCUUCAGGCCGUGGCUGUCAUCUUCAAGCGGGGAACCAUGGACAUGAAGGAUACCGGACGGGAUGCUCUCUUUACCGACGUGUCCCAGAUGAUCGCGAGCGGCCAACCACAACUGCAACUGAUGGCCUGCUCCAUGCUGACCGCUCUGCUGAACGAGUACUCCAGCUCCAGCCGCACCAGCGCCAUCGGGCUCAGCUGGGAAUUCCACAACGACUGCAAGCGGCUGUUUGAGGUCAAAGAUCUGAAGCGAGUCUUCCUCUUUGCUGUCCAAGUCCUUCACCAGUUUGAGGCCAACCAUGCCGCCUUGGGCCAGGAAGCCACCACCGUGUGUAGCCGGUUCCUGUCGAUAGCGGAACAGGUUCUCAGUUGGGAUUUCAUGCUUGUCAGACCUACUAGAAGGCGGAUCGGCAUCUUUGAGGCCCUUCAGGCGCCCCCCCUCAAACCCGACGCUAGCUGGAAGGAUGUCCUUCUCGAUAAGGGAUUGCUGGAGCUGUUCUUCAAACUCCACAGCAAGGUCCGACAGAACGUGGAGAUGUGCCACCACGCCCUGCAGUGCCUGGCCCAGCUGGCGUCGCUGAGCGGGCCGGUCCUGAGCUCGGACAAGGUAACAGCCGAGUAUCUCUCCCACUACGUCCAGUGCCUCCUGCAGAUGCUGAACAGCACUGCUCUGCAAGACCACGAAGCCAUCAGCAUAGCCACCAUCUUCAACAGUCUGGUCACCCGGUUCCCUCCCUCGGCACUCCUAGCCAUCCCCUCCGACCUCUUGACGUCCUUCGUCACCUGCGUGUCUUCCCUGACCUGCCUCUUCGGGAGGAAAGCGGCAUUAGAAGAAGCCAUGCACAAGGACGACCAGCAGUACAUGGAGGCUUAUGAUAAGCUCUUGGAAUGUUGGAUCAGCCUGUUGGAAAAUUCCUCCAAAUUUCCUGACGGCUACUUCAAGCCUCAUGCCUCCCAGAUCUUCAACCUGUACCUUCAGUGUCACCUGGGGGCACCGGAUGGCCUCCGCAAUCUGAGAGAAGACGGAGAGACGAGCGAUGAUGAAGAAGACAUCAACGAAGUGGAGGAGGAUGAUCGGGAGCUGUUUGAGGAGCAACUGAGCUGCAUCGGCGUCUUGGGGCGGGCCGUACCGGAGCACAGCAUUCCUCUUCUGUCAAAGAUUCUGGAGGACAGGGUCACCAGUCUACAGUCCCACCUGAUGAGGUUGCAGCACCACAGGACGGGAGCCACGUCCAGCCACAACCUGGACCUGGACAUGAAGCGACUGCAUUGUCUCUUUGAGGACCUGCACUGGCUGCUCCUCAUCACAGGGUUCAUCUUGGCCAAUGAGUCCAAGGGGGAAACGCCCAUGAUCCCUGCCGAGAUCAUGCAGUAUUCCAUCAGCCAAGCGUGCAAUGUGGACGUGCAGAAGAUGCUGCGCUUCUGGACGUCCUCGGCCGAUAUAGCUCAACCAAUCAUAGAUGACGAGAAAGUAGAUAGAGUCGUCAGAUUAAUAGCAGCCAUCUUACGAUUAGCAGAAGUCGAGAGGCAAGCGUCGUCAGAUUUUGCCGAAGUCCUCAGCCCCCAGGUUGGAAGGAGCACCGUCUGGUGUUUGAGACGAUGGCUCAUACCAUACCUACUGCUGCAUGAGAAGUAUUACUCAGAGAUAAGUCUUCCAAUCAACGCCGUCUUUGGCCAGGAUUCCCCCAGUGGUCAGUGGACAGUCAACUUCCUCCUGCAGAAGGUGGUGACCAAUCUCCUGGUGUGGUCGUCAGAGCAUGAACUGGCCAAGGACACCAUCGACCUGAUGGUGGCCCUGGUCAACCGAAAGGACAAGGCAAUUCCGGCCACACAGUGCGACAGCUACUGGGUCCUGGCCAAGCUUCACUCCUCCAAGCCCUCCAAGCUGGACACCCUGCCGCUGGACGUCCGGUCCAGCCUCAUGCAAGCCCUGGUCAUGGCCGGCUCCUGCAUACCGGACAAUACAGCCGAGAGGCAGCGCUUUGAGAAUGAGAUUCUGAACCCUGUCCAGAGUGCCUUCCGGGAGCUCCUCCACCGUGAGGACUUCGCCGGGCGGGCUCUAGUGGCUGAGGUCCAGGCCCAGGUGGCUCACCUCCUGUGCCUGCUGCGGGGCGUGGUCCUGGGGACGCAGGUCAACCGGGCCAGCGACCUCUUCACCUUCUGCCUGCCCAUGCUCCGGGACGGCGUCUCGCUCCUGCGCAUCUACCGAAACUACCCGGAGGUGGUGGAACAGGUGCUGGAGGUCUUUGUGGAGGUGGCCAUGCACCAGCUCUGUUUCCUCACCCAGGCUGAGUCUGUCAAGAUGUAUGAGGUGUCACUGGCCUUACUGCAGGCCUACUCUGAAGUCAACCUUGGCAGGACCAACCUGGGGGUCUUAGCCGAGGAGGAACAGUACCGAGACCUGUCUCUUAUGAUGGAGCUGCUCUCGAGUCUCUUCUCAAGGGACAUGUUUGUCUUUCUGGAUGACGGUAGGCACAUAGAGGACGUGAACAAUGCCAUUGAGUCCUCAGACAUCGUCCUCCACGGCUUAAACAUUGUGGUACCACUCAUGAAUGCCAACCUUCUGAAAUUUCCGAUCCUGUGUUCGGAAUACUUCAAGCUCAUCACAUUCAUCUGCGAGCUCUUCCCGGACAAGAUCUGCCUGCUGGCCGAGUCUCUCUUCAACAACUUCAUGGCCUCACUGGAGGUGGGCCUGACAGAGUACGGCGCGGACGUGACCAAGAUGUGCCUGGACGGGCUGGCCACACUGGCCGGCCACUGCGUGGAGAACCAGAUGACGGAGGGCGCCCUCUUCCAGGCCAUGAGGCACUUCACCGAGGUGGUCUUCAAGAUAGUUUUGAUGCAGACCUUCGACAUGGAGUUGAUAUCGUCGGCAGCUGAGGCUUUUUACUCUCUGAUAUGCUGUCAUCAGGCCAAGUAUACAGAGCUUGUCAACGUCCUGCUGGGCAGCCAAUCAGAUCCGGCCAUUUGCCAGCGCUUGGCUGAAGCCUUCAGCAAACUGACGCCGGCCGACGAGCCACUCCAGAUGUCCCGCAAGAACAAAGUGCAAUUCCUGAGCAGGCUGGAGACGUUCCUGUUCAACGUCCGAGGCUUUCUCUGUGUCAAGUGAGGAGGGAACCGACCACUACCAAAGCCACAGUGACAAAGAUUGUUGAUGUUUUUUUUUUUUUAAACGAAGCCAGUAUCGCUUUAUUGUUGAGAUUUACAGAGCUAGCAUACUGGAAAAUUGGUUUGGAUGAAAUAAAGCUGCUACAGGCAUCUCAACUCUUUCUGACAAUCGAGGGUCAGUACCCAGCUCAGUCUGGAACCAGUCUCUCAGUCAGUGGCUACACAAAGAGAGGCAAGCCAGAUCAAUCGCCUUGCUUGUGGACACCAGACCAGGCUGCAAUCUGAAAAAUAACAUUGCUCUGACAGUUCAGUCAUUGUGGAGGCGUCCACCGAGUAUUGAUGCAGAGCUCUGCUCUUCCUACGUCAGGCGUCAUACUCGACUCCGAUCCCAAGAUUUUGCUGUCGCAUUCCCACCCCCCCUCCCCUUGCUAUUACAGAUGCUCUUUGACCUUCGACCUUCUGGAUUUCAUACCGAGUGCAGACAGUCGGUAGAGACGUCACACAGUGUACCCUCAAAGAGGUUACGUUUGGUCACUUUUUAAAAUCAGAGGGGAAAUCUGAGGGGAACCAAGUCCAGCAGUGAGGGUAAGCUGUCUGCAUUUUAAGCAAUUUGGAAGCAACCUGUUCUCUGCGCAGAUCAAAUUUAAAAUCAACCUCCCUAGCUUUUCCCAAACGCCGUACACAUUCCAAAUGUUGUACAUGUAUUCCACAUGUGUUGCACGCAUUCCAGAUGUGGAACACAUUUUAAAUUUUGAAUUCCCUAGACAAAGACACUGUUCCUAUGUUAUUUGACUCCUUUGGAGACCUUCCGUCAUUAGGUAAGAGAUACCAAAAUCCACUUCGUCGUUAACAGCGGUUGAAAUAUGGGCCGGUCCUGUCCACCUUGAGCAGAAGAACCCCCGCUCAUUGGUUGAAAAGAGCCAUGUUGGUGGGGAGUGUUCAUUUUGUUGGUAGCCACGCAAACGUAACAACCGUGCAUCUCAUAGUCAUUGGUGAACCAGUGAAGUGCCAUUUCCACCAAAGGAGCCCUCUGUUGCUAGGCAAAUUGCGCCCUCUCUCGGUCCCGCUCGGGGCUCAAAAGUUUUUAGGUUGCUGGCAUGAAGCAUUCCCACACACACGACGAUGGCAUAUUUUGUUUAGACAAUUCAAAUUUGAGCAUUCAUUAGAGGCGUUUGCCCGUGGAUCUCGUAAUUUGGUCCAUAGACAAUAGGCAGUCGAAUACAUUGCGUCCAAAUUCCCAUUGUUGACUCUUUUCCUUCGUUGCAUGUUUGUAGCGAUUACUGUGCCAAAUUCUAUCAGUGAGUUUUUGUUUUUUAAGGCAUUUUGUCUCCAAAUCGUCCAUCACUAGCCAGUGAAUUAUGUACAUUGAGUAUGAAAAAUCAUGCAAUAAAUUAAGAUAUGUAUGUGUAUUGUCUGACCCAAAAUUGGAGCUGGGGCAGAGAUUUUAUUUAGUAAUUUUUAAUCUUUCUUGUCGUAGGCAAAAUGUCUCAUCGCAUGACCUUUGAUUUACAAAUCGGCUUUAUAAAGAGGUAAUUAUAUAAAUUAGGGUCCAAUUUUUUUCACCCUGUCACAACUGGAUGUAUUGCUUUGUUAGUUCAGGACACACAUUCUUUAAUUUCCACGAGUCAUAAUGCAAAUUACCUGCCAAAUAAACUGACUAUAGUUUGAAGUCGGUUUAAAUAACAUUUCCAAGUCAAGUGUAACUUGGACACCAGAUAUGUCACGCAUCCGGACCCUUAAUUUAUAGAAUUACACAUAUGUUGAAUUCUUAAAGAUGUAUGCCCCAUUGUGAAAUCGAAAAAAAAUCAGUUUUUUAUUAACUGAAAAACCAUGUUCAGAAAGUUGAAUGGACUUUAUUUUUCACCAUUGCCGCCCCACCCUAGGAAAAAAAUGACCAGUUAUAUUUAUUUUUACUUUUUGGCAACUGUAAUUGUUUUUUGUAUAAAAUUGUA
Acanthaster planci (crown-of-thorns starfish) is the source of this 5389-nucleotide messenger RNA. RefSeq names its product exportin 4 (gene xpo4). Gene Ontology annotation, biological process: protein export from nucleus. The record is from RefSeq and is a predicted model, not a curated record. Gene Ontology annotation, molecular function: nuclear export signal receptor activity. Lineage: Eukaryota; Metazoa; Echinodermata; Asteroidea; Valvatida; Acanthasteridae. Gene Ontology annotation, cellular component: nuclear pore; cytoplasm.